This is a messenger RNA of Ilex paraguariensis (yerba mate), 806 nucleotides long. NCBI's taxonomy places the organism in Eukaryota, Viridiplantae, Streptophyta, Magnoliopsida, Aquifoliales, Aquifoliaceae. The record is from the annotation of a GenBank genome assembly.
GUUCGACAUAAAGUCAAUUUUGCAUUUUUGUGAAUGCUAAUGGGCAUCUGGGACGAGCUCCGAUCCACUGCCUUGAGUCUAAUAAAACGAAAGGCUUCCGGUGUAACGUCCGGUCAAAAUGCUCGCCGAAGUCCGUACAGUUCGAUUGUCCCAACGGCCGGUACCAAAAUCGGCGACGCCGUUAGUCUUAACGCAGCUCAGAGAUUGGAGGAGUACGUCCCCGAACCUGACCGCCACGACAAGAUCGGCAGAAUUCUGACAAACCUCAGUAGAUUCGCCGUCGAUUCGGCCAUUGACGAGUCUCUGAAAGGCGUCACCGGUGGGAUACAAGUUUAUAAGAUAGUGAAAGAAGGAUUAAAGGAUCACCCCACUUCACACCCAUCCAGUGGGAAACAAGAUCCUGCAUUGGUGAUGGAAGAGAUUCAAGCAAAGAUGGAGAAAAUGCAGGAAGACAUGAUUAAAAUAAAGCAACAGAAUAAGACAUCAACUCAAUGUGUCGCUGGGUUGGAGCCUUCCAAGGACUUACCAAAUGAACCCACAAAGGGAUCAGCUCCUCCAAAAACCAAUGCGAAAAAGGUUUUCAUCCGUUCCCGGCUGUAAAAUGAUCAAUUCAGUUAUCAAAGAUACUAUAAGUAGUAAUACUCAUAUAAGACAUGUAGUUCACGUUACUUUCGUUGCGGUUUUUUUGUUUUGGUAAUGCCUUCAGUAAGCAGUAGUUGUAAAUAGGACUUUGAUGGUCUAUACCUAUAUGUAAUCUGGUAUAAAACUCUUGCUCCCCCUAUUCUUUUCACCUCCAGUUUCUGUCA